Messenger RNA from Verticillium alfalfae VaMs.102, 954 nucleotides. RefSeq lists its product as hypothetical. NCBI's taxonomy places the organism in Eukaryota, Fungi, Ascomycota, Sordariomycetes, Glomerellales, Plectosphaerellaceae. Gene Ontology annotation, cellular component: fungal-type vacuole membrane. The record is from RefSeq and is a predicted model, not a curated record. The coding region runs from base 1 to 954 and encodes 317 amino acids. The transcript has 5 exons.
AUGUCGGACAAGGUUCAGAUGGCUCAGCAUGAGCAGCCCAUUGAGAAGCGUGGCAAGCGCAAGUCGUGCAUGCGACACUGCGCCAAGUUCUGGUGGAUUUACCUCCUGGCCUUCAUCGCCAUUGUUGUCCUCGCCGUCUGCUUGAUCAUCUUCGUGGCCAUUCCCAAGAUCGCCCAGAGCAAGCUGGACCACGCUGAGCUCACUGUUGAUGGCAUCAUUGUCACCAAGACCGAGGAGGACAAGUUCAACAUGGCCAUCAACUCGACCAUCCGCUCCAAGGGCGGUGUCAAGGCCAAGAUCGCCCCCUUCGCCGCCGUCAUGUACCUCGAGGACAUUGAGUCGCACAUCCCCUUUGUCCACCUCGAUUUCCCCGAGACCGAGUCCGUCAAGAUCCAGACCGUCAACACCACCCAGGAGGUCACGAUUCCCGACAUGGAUGCCUUCACCACCUUCAACACCUGGCUGCUCGGCAACGAGACCCUCCGCGUCACCGUUGAGGGCAAGACCCACGUCAAGGUCAACGGCAUCUCCAGGAAGUACGGCGUCACCUUCAAGAAGACCAUGGAGCUCACUGGCCUGAACCACUUCAAGGGUCUUGCCGUCACCUCGAACCGCGUCAACAUUACCCACGACGACAACGGCGACAACUUCUUCGGCUGGGUUGACGUUCCUAACCCCUCCGUCUUCACCAUUGAGAUUGGCAACGCCUCCUUCCACACCUACUACAACUCCAUGCGCGCCAACAUCAGCACCGCCCCCGUCGUCCGCGCCAUGAGCUCCGAGCCUUCGUGCGACACCGGUAUCGUCGACUUCCAGCUUGGUGGCCGUGACGUUUUCAACAACGGCGAGGACCUUGCCUACUUUGGCAACGCUCUCAGCGCCUCCAACCUCACCGUCCCCAUUGAGUUGGCGACGGCCUUUGAGAGGGACGUUGGUCUCACCUUUGAGUGCUAA